UCUGUAACGUCCAGAACAUACAGAAUUACAAUGGAACAAAUCGGCAAAACGUCCAGAACAUGUUCCGACCGUCCCCGCAGUCGAGUAGGUGCAUCGUGGAAUCCAAGAUGGCUGACAAUGCAUUGGACGAUAGUGAGUUUGUUAUCCAGAUUGAAGAUCCUACUACAAAAGAAAAAAAGUAUGUGAAAUUAUCGGCCGACAUGGUAGAGGCAUUGAAUUCAGCAGAUCCAAUGAGGCGGCACCAUGCCUAUGAAUUGAUUAGCCACACUUGGAAGACAAAUCCAGAUGAUUUUCCAGAGCCAGCAGAUAAUGAGCCUGAAAUUCAACACAUAAUGGAAGAAGAAAAUGUCAUAUCAGAGGACAGUGAAAAGUCAGAUACAAGUGCUUCUUGGAGUAAAGAUGCCACACUCCUACUGGUCAGUGAGAUGAAAGAAAGAAAAGAGCAUAUAGAUAAAGGAUUUACAACCAAGAAGAGGGUUUUCCAGGAUAUUUCAAAAAUCAUGUUUGAACACUCUUAUUCGUUUAAUGCAGACCAAGUAGCAGGACGUUGGAAAACUUUGCAAAGAGGAUAUAAGAAUGUAAAAGACCACAAUAGAAGCAGUGGGUCUGGAAAGAAAAGUUAUGAAUAUGAAAGUGUUCUUGAUGAUUACUAUGGCAAAGAUCCGAUAGUCACUCCAGUAAUGACAUUAAGCAGUCAUAGUGAUAAUGGUUCAGGAUCAGGUUGUAAUUCCUCGGAUGUUCCAGAAGAAAAUGGAGAAGAACAAGUACAAGUAAAGAAAAAGCGUAAGUCAGCCUCAGGUGAAAUGGUAGAUGUUAUAAAGACUUACAUAGAAGCCCAAGAAGAACGUCAUAAAGAUGAAGUUGCUAGGAAAGAAAGAAUGCAUCAGGAGCGAUUAGCACUUAUAUCAAAAUUAAUAGAUGCAGUGUCCAAAAAUAAAUAAGGAGCAUAUUCUUGUGUAUUACUUUAGGAUUUUGUUCCUAUUGCAACUUUUUAAUGUUUUGAUACAUUUCUUUGUCUGUGUUAAUACAAAAUUAUUUGACUCACACUUGAGCCAUUGUCAGAUAAAGCUAUGUCAAAGAAAUCUAGGUCAGAUUAAAAUAUUGGUCACCAGGGGUCAAAAAGAAAGUCACAGGUUAACUGAUAGAAACAUUACUACCAUUUUAGACGCCAUAUUUUUUACCUGAAAUAAAAAAGUGACACAGGUGAGCAAUUCAUGUCCAUCAUGGCCCACUUGUAUAAAAAAAUAUGUACUGUAUUUUCAGGUGAAGGAAACCUGUCUUUACUGGAUAUGCCAGAUGAAAUACUUGCCAAGAUCUUACUGGAUAAUGUCAAUCAAUAUGAAUUAUUUAACUCUUCAAGAUUUGUUUGUACAAGAUUUGCUGAAGUCAUUGCAAGUGGGCUGAAUUCUGUGACACUUGCAGAAUCUCAGCUUUGUUUAGAACAGUUGAGUUUCUUAUUUCUUUGUUCAAAUUUGAUACACUUGACAGUUGUAUAUCAAACAGGCAAUGUCUGUCGCUCAGCUAUAAUUGAAAACUUGGAACACUUUAAAGCAUUGAAGAAUUUGAAAUUGGUUGGUCCGUAUUUUAAAGAUGAAGACAUUGCAUGCAUUUGUAAAAAAUGUCCAUAUUUAGAAUAUCUUGAAGUUGUUUCCUCUCACUUGUCAGUUGCCCCUACAACACUUAGGCUAGUCAUAGAUUCUCUUCCAAGGCUGAAGACAGUUUCAUUGCCAGUUUGUUCUGGCUGUGAUGAAGAUUUAGGCAAAAUACUUGACUUCUAUUAUGGUCAUGUUUCCUUUGGUCAUCAGGUUUUAGAUGCUCUUAGUCAAAACGUUUUGCACAGACCAAAAUUUGCAUAUCUUCUUCAGUAGAUUACUGAUGCAAAAUUGCAUGUAAUAGUUAGUAUAAAUGUUAUGCUUAGCUGUUCACUGCAAGCAGUUAAAUACAAUGUAAUGUGAAUGCCAUCCCAGAACUGAUAAAGGCUACUUGUGUUUUAAGAUUCAAUAGUUUGGUAUAAUUCAUGCUAUGCUUUUGAGGAUUGUUUUGUGUAAAUUUUCUAAAAUGUGCAAUGUUAAAGCUAACUGUGUUGUACUAUUGUUACAUUUUUGGCAGCUGAAUGCUUUGUAUUUCAUAUGUAUGGGGCACCGUUUUACUAUAUUAUCCAUUUUAGUGAUAUCUCCUAUUCGAAUAGGUGAUAUUUCACUAAAAUAGGUUGAAUAAUAAAACGGUGCCCCAUACAUAUAUAAGUAUGCAUUCAUCCAGUUAUUUUCUUUUCUAGCAAAUAUAUGCUUAGGUAAAGCGCCAGCAGAAUAAGUGAUUUUACUUACUAUUGUAAAAUGUUUGACAGUUAUAUAUACUUAGUUCAAUGUUUGACAGUUAUAUAUACUUUGUUCUUCAGACAUAGUUUGAAUUGUUUUCUUUUCUAGUAAAGAUAUGCUUAGGUAUAGCGCCAGCAGGAUAAGAGGUUGUACCAUUGUAAAAUGUUUGACACCUUCAGACAUAGUUUGAAUUGUUUUAUUUUCAAGCAAAGAUUUGCUUAAGUAAAACUCCAGCUGAGCCAGUGGUGUUACUAUUGUUAUGUUUUUUUUAUAGUUGUACUUGUAUAUACUUAUUAUUACAAUACAGAUUUUUACUGGCUGUUAAAAUCUUCAUAGACAAAUUAAAAAUGACCUUAACAGGCAGCUAUCAAAAUUUAUAGAUGUAACAAAAAAUCUAGUGGUUUGCCUACACGCAAUUUUUUGUAACCAUAAUACCAAACCAAUUCAAUUGGAAUUACAGAUGUUAAUGCAAAUGUUAUUGAAUUCUCAGUUUGUACAUAAAUUACUGAUAUUACUAUCCUUUCACAAUUCACUGACUUUUAUAUAACUGUACAGUUUCUUUUGAUUUUGUGUAUAUUUAUGCAAGCUUUCAGGGGAUAAACUGAUGGAACAGUGUUGAAGCUCAACUUAUGUAUUAUAACUUACUUUAAAUUUGAUCUCGCUAUCAUUUGGACUAGUCAAAACUGAUCUCUACAUUCCAAGGGAUUAAAGGAUUUAUUUUUCUUGUUCAUGUUUAUUUUUGUUUGAGAUGUUACAAAUAAAACAAUGAAGAAAACGACAUUUUUGUGUUUUAUUAUAAUUUUUACUUAGAAUUAAAUCAGGUGAGCAGCUAUAGUGUCCCUCUUGCGAACUCCUUCAGCAUUAUCCUGUAAACAAAUGGGAUUUAAAACAGGAUUUGAUAUGUUGGCAUCUUCUAAAAAGUCAUUCACAGCAUCGUG
Molecule: messenger RNA, 3253 nt
Organism: Ruditapes philippinarum (Manila clam)
Lineage: Eukaryota; Metazoa; Mollusca; Bivalvia; Venerida; Veneridae
Exons: 4
Coding region: 60-941 (293 amino acids)
Source: RefSeq, a predicted model, not a curated record